GUUGUCCUUUAAAUAGCGUUACAGAAUACACACUGGACAAAAUGUCACACAAAAUGAGUAUGUGCCAGAGAGAUUUUGUCUCCUGUGAACUUUGCGUUUGAGUAACGGAUGAAAUAUGGAGAAAAAUAGCACAUUUGUCAAGACUAAAAGAAAACGACAGUGUUCCUCUUAACGUUGAAGAAAACCAUACAAAGACUUGAGAAUGGCCAGAAAAUUUAAAAGAAUAGAACUUGUUCCCGAAGGUUCCUUCAUUGGUCAUGCAGGAAGUCUGCCAGAUUUAUAUAAAAAUCGAGAUGAAGAAAUGUCCCUCUAUCUUAAAGAAUUUGAUUCCUUGGAAAAAGAAAAAGGGGGUCUCGAGAUGCAAGGAAAGGAAGCGGGAGUGAAAGUCACUGACCAGCCAGACCGCCAUCAAAAGACUUUUGUACUCCCCUCCCCAAGAGCAGUGCAGGAAAGGAAACCAAUACGGAAAAACAACUAUAAGAUUCCAAGAGUCCACAAGUUAAUCGUGACACCAGGAUGUAAAGAGAUGAAGGUCACGUGGGAUACAUUACUUAAGGAUGAAUUCGACGGAAUACAGUACAUAAUACAAUGGAGAAAGAAAGGCGAACAGAAAGGAUGGCGGAGAGGAGAGAGCAGUAAGCAAGUCUAUAUCAUCAAGAACCUGACGCCCGAGACAGACUACGAGGUGAAAGUGUCUGCUCUGUGCGACAAAGUCAUUUCUCCUGCAGAACAAACGCAUGCUUGCACAGAUAGACGUCUUGAAUUCGUUGAAGAAAGUGAAUUUCUUUCCCCUCCACAUUCCCCCGUUGUAUAUGACCAGAGAAAACUGUGUGUUAUCAUAGUAAAUGACUAUAAAGACGGGAUGCAUACUGAGCAAAGCGUGAAAACGAGGGAAAUAUUUGACUUUUAUGACAAAACAUUGCGUUUUAAAACUGUUGUCAAGCUUGAGAAUCAGCCAAGGGAGAAAAUUCGUGAAUGGUUUAAGGCACUAGAUAGAAGUAAAGUGUUUGAAGGAUUCGAAAUGUUCGUGUGUGUCAUCAUCGGCUUUGGAGAUUAUUACGGCUUUUACGGGAGUGACGAAGAGUUUAUUCCCUUCAUCGAAAUUUACAAACAUACCAAAGACAAGUUUGGAAACAAACCCAAAGUUAUUUUUGUUGACAUCAUACACGUCCACGUAAACAGAGUUCCUUCCAUGACAAAUGGAAGUGUUCGGGUGACAGAGAAUUCGUCCAGAGAAGUUAUUCUUGAAUGGACACCGCCGCGUUAUCACGAAGAAGACCAGGUUCAGUUUCACGUGGAAUGUUUCAAAGGCUCUCAAAAAGUGAAAGAAGUAUUCCAAUCAAAUUCUCGAAUAGAAUUUGCCAACCUAGAACCUAAUACACAGUAUAGAUUCCAGGUAACACCAGUUAUUGGAAAGGAACGCAAACAGCACGGACAUCUAGUUUAUGCAAACAUAAGAACCAGAGCAAUCGUCAAAGAUACGGAUGUAUUAGCAGUUCGAAGUCUCUGUGCGCAAAGGAUAUCGGACACAGAAAUAUUUGUGUUCUGGGAACCUCCAGAGAUAAGAAAAACAAACCAUUUGUCGUAUAUUGUGACCUGGACAGACCACGCCAAUGUUACCCUUUCCAAACGGUCAGAAAAAGAAACUAAGAAAACAUCAUUCACAAUCACAGAUGUCCGACCGGAUACGGAACACGUUGUGAAAGUAACAAUCAGGUCAUACGAUGACGUUUUCUUUCCCGUCAGCUACCACGUGGGACCAUAUUUAGAUGUACUGAGACCGGUUCAUGUCACCGCUAUGUCGGAAUCGCACUCUGGGUUUUGGGUUGACUGGCAGUUUCCGGUAGAUAAACAGGGGGUGCUAGAAAAGUUCGUUGUCGUCUGCUCCGAUUGUUUGUCUUUUCGGAAUAACAGGACAACGACCUUUGAUGUUGCAAAAGAACUGAGAUGUUUACCGGUGAAUUACAUACCUGAAAUACCAUAUGCCUACGUGAAAGUAAUUCCUAUUGCUAUGCAGAAUCCUGAAAGUCCAGAUGAGAAGCUUGACGAGUCCGUCAUCGCUCGCAUUGAAACAGAUAAGGCGAUGAGACUUUUUGUCUCCUCCAAAACGAGUAACUCUUGCGAGUUGAUAUGGUGGGUAGACAUUCAAGAUAGAGACAUGGCCUCUACUUACACCGCCCACUGCAAGCCCCUGGACCCGAGAAAGAAGAGGUUCAAACCGGUACCUCUCAAACUGGGACCCGAAUGCCGUCAAGUUCACGAGAUUGUGAAGCUUGAAAGCAAUACUAAUUACAGUGUUUCAAUUUACAAGCAAAGUAGGAUGUACACACAACAAGUCAAAGUAAAGACAUUACCAAAAGGUAACCCAGAAAACCUGACCAUCACAAUUAUCUCAUCUUUUGAGGUGCUUGUCAACUGGUCGGAGAGUUAUAUAUCGGAGGAAACGGAGAAUACUUACAUUGUGGAGUAUAAAUGUGACCCAAAGAUCAUGAAAACCCCAAUACGGAAGCGGGUACCGGGUUAUUCUGUGCACCUGACAGACUUGCAUCCCGAUGUCCAAUAUGAAGUAUCAGUCCGUAACCAGGAUAAGGGCGACCCCUCUGUUAAAUCUUUCACAACGCCUCAAUUCGGGCCGGCUAAUUUGGUACACCAAGUGAACUCCUCGGAGAUUCAUCUCGCCUGGCAAAACCCGCCAGUUCCAAAAGACUUUUCCGGAUCGUUGCAGUACCAGGUUGUGCUGGAACGAGAGGACGGGAACAAAAUAAAGAAGAAAGCCACGUUUCACAAAAAAUCUUCCAAGUUCAAAUGCGAGUUUGGAGGUCUAUGGUCAUCGACAUCUUACGUUGUCAAGUGCUUCACACUGGUUGAUGGAAAACGGAAGUACGCUCCAACAGUGAUAAAGGUCAAAACCAAAAACGAUCCCCCUCGGACCUUAUUAGAACCAAGGGGAGAUAAUUUCAUCAUUUCCUUUGCUUUAUGUAAAGUGCAAUCGCCAUCAGCCGAUGAACCACUGGAAUCCGGGCUAUAUACUAUGGCUCUUCUUCAACAAUUCCGUGAGGAUUUUAUCAGUAAAUCCGUAGAUGAGCUCCUAGCCGACAUCAAUGGUGAAAAAUUAACAUCAUACACAGUGACUAAUAUUAAUUACUCUAUGGAAAAUGUCAUGUUGGACUCACCAAAGGCCAGCGGUAAAGAACCUUGACUAAUUAGGCAUCAGAACUCCCACGCGCAAUAUAUUUUCACUCUCGCUAUAUUCUGUAUUUAUUUAUUUUUUAUCUUGCCCUUUGUUGUUUACAUAAAAUACAAUAACACAAUAAUUAAUCGAUCAUAAUAUGUUUAAGAUCCUUUAGCGAUGAAAUGAAUAUUAAGCAACACUUUAUUUUUUUAUUAUGUUUGUACCUAAUGGUUGUGUUGUAAAAUUAUUUUUAAUUUACGUUUUAUUGUUAGAAUUCAAAACAGUGAACUUCAUGCUAAAUGUGUCUUUCCUGAUACCCGAAGAUUGGAUAUUUUAAUGCUAUAAGUAAAGUAAAAUGUCAAAUCGCUAUAAUUAUUUACAGCAUUUGUAAAUUAUGUCAGGGAAAGUCCAGGGUCCUUUAUAGUAACCUUGUAAUCUACGAAUAAAAUAAAAGUAUUCAACAAACUCGUUCCAUGCAAUGUACCCGGUAAAGAAAACCCAAUAUUAAAUUUUCUCUAGGUGUAUAUUCUGUGGUAUUUGCUCUUACAUAUGGUAAAAUAUUAAUUUCAAAACGAUUUUGUAGUUUAUUUCAAGAUUCCAAUCUGUCUGUAAAAUUAAUAAAUUUAGAAACAUCAAUUAAAUUCCUGGUAUGAAAAAUAAUCCAAAAAUCUGUAUGUUUAGCAGCGUUAUUAAAAACUUCAAAAGUUAAUCAUAAUUAAUUGCACUAUAUUAUUUUUAAACAGUUCUUAUCUUGUGUACACAAAUAUUUAGAGAUCAUGUUCUGAAAAAAUCGAUUAAAGAUUUGCAUCAUGCUCAUGCACUUUUCUCUUGGCGCUAUUGAUUAAGACUACGGCUGAAAAGUAAUGAAUGAAAAAUCAAGCAAUUGCAGUUCUGCUGUAUUUUGUGAACUGAUAAGAUCCAGUGAUUCUAGUGACGUCAUGGAAAAGGAAACUCAGUUCACAAAUUGUAUAGAAAUGAACUCCCACACUUCUGCAGAAUUCCUUGCCCUACUACAAUGAAACAGUUUGAAACAAAGCUGGAUUAUUUUAGCGUUCUUGGGCUCUAUUUCUAUAUCAAGUUGGGUUUUUUUUGGUUUACCUGUUAUUAACAUACCUGAACAUUUUGAAUUUUAUAUUCGUCGGGUCAAAUCUAUAUCAUUAGAGAC
Magallana angulata is the source of this 4337-nucleotide messenger RNA. RefSeq lists its product as uncharacterized. Gene Ontology annotation, biological process: proteolysis. Gene Ontology annotation, molecular function: cysteine-type endopeptidase activity; protein binding. The record is from RefSeq and is a predicted model, not a curated record. Bases 203 to 3199 code for a protein of 998 amino acids. Lineage: Eukaryota; Metazoa; Mollusca; Bivalvia; Ostreida; Ostreidae. The transcript has 19 exons.